Molecule: messenger RNA, 1714 nt
Organism: Vigna radiata var. radiata (mung bean)
Lineage: Eukaryota; Viridiplantae; Streptophyta; Magnoliopsida; Fabales; Fabaceae
Product: pectate lyase-like
Exons: 2
Coding region: 135-1454 (439 amino acids)
Molecular function (GO): pectate lyase activity
Source: RefSeq, a predicted model, not a curated record
UCUCUCCUUCUCUACUCUAACUGGCACAGGCUUGUCAAGGUCUUUGUUGGGUUGAGAUCUCCCAAGACCUUGGACAAAGCUUGCCACAAAAAACCAAAAAAAAGGAAAAACAUCAACAAAGGAAAACAAUAAACAUGAGAGGAAGUGGUGCAAAGGUUGUCUUCACCCUGUUGGUCACUCUGGCCAUCACCAUCCCAUGCCUUGAGGCUGGCAUUGCUAAAUACGACGACUUUCUCAAAGCUCAAGCUAAAGAAGCCCGCGAAAUCGCUAUCGAGUCCUAUGUGCCAACUCCUGAAUUAGUCACCGGUGAGCUCAAUCACCAUGUUCAUCUUGCCAUCAAAAACAGCACAAGGAGGGGACUGAAUGCGGCCAUGAACCCUAUUGGAGGGCGCUGUGACAGCACCAACCCCAUUGACAAUUGCUGGAGGUGCAACAAAGACUGGGCUAAAGACAGGUACCGCUUGGCCAGAUGCGGAAAAGGGUUCGGAAGACGCGCAGUGGGAGGGCUCGGUGGACCCAUUUACGUUGUCACCGAUAACUCCGAUGAGGACAUGGUCAACCCUAAGCCAGGAACCCUCCGAUAUGCCGUCACNCAAAAGGGUCCACUUUGGAUCAUCUUCGAACGCAGCAUGAUCAUNANUCUGAAGCAGGAGCUUCUCAUUUCCUCCGACAAGACCAUCGACGGUCGUGGUGCCAACGUUCUGAUCAGUGACGGUGGUGGCCUCACCGUUCAGUUCGUGAACAACGUCAUCAUCCACGGCAUUCGCAUUAAGAACAUUGUGCCUAAGGAGGGUGGCAUGAUCAGGGACUCCUACAACCANGUUGGACUGAGAACGAGGAGUGAUGGUGAUGCGAUCUCCCUCUUCGGAGCCUCCAACGUGUGGAUCGAUCAUGUUUCUCUCUCUAACGCUGCCGAUGGACUGAUCGAUGUGAUCCAAGGCUCCACAGCCAUCACCAUCUCCAANUGCCACAUGACCAGACACAACGAUGUGAUGUUGUUUGGUGCGACUGACUCGUACACUGAGGACAAGAUCAUGCAGAUAACAGUGGCAUUCAACCAUUUCGGGCAAGGACUGAUCCAGAGGAUGCCAAGGUGCAGAUGGGGAUUCUUCCACGUUCUUAACAACGAUUACACUCACUGGAUGAUGUACGCCAUUGGUGGAAGCGCAGGGCCAACUAUUCUUAGCCAAGGAAACCGUUUCAUUGCUCCCAACAACGACGCUGCAAAGGAGAUCACACACAGAGAUUAUGCUACACCUGACGUCUGGAAAAACUGGCAGUGGCAAUCCGACAUGGACCUUCUGAUGAACGGUGCCACUUUCAACACUUCAGGUGCUCCCAUCAAGAUGACACACAAGAAGGGUCUGAUCAUGAAGCCAAGAGAUGGAACUCAUGUCAGCAGACUCACACGCCAUGCUGGCGCUCUCAACUGCUUUGUUGGCUUGCCUUGCUAGGAAUAGAUAUACACACACAUGUGUAUGUAUAUACGUACGUGUGUGUGUCCAGUUUUUCUUUGUUAUGACAUCAAAUACGAUGUAUGGUUUGUGCGGUUUUAGUUGGAGGAUGAGUAGACUUGAGUGUUCUGCAACAGGCAGUGUUGUUUGAGCUUGUGAGAGAGAAUAAAGGUUCAAACUGCAAGAAAUAAAGUUCCAAGUUACUUGUCACCUUUUUGGGGAUUCAUUUGUAACUUUUGUCCUCUCUUGUUCAUCAAUGG